Molecule: messenger RNA, 1059 nt
Organism: Mesorhabditis spiculigera
Lineage: Eukaryota; Metazoa; Nematoda; Chromadorea; Rhabditida; Rhabditidae
Source: the annotation of a GenBank genome assembly
AUGUUCGACAUGCCCUCCUUCAUCAACAGCGACUACGAGUUCUUCGAUCAAUUCGGCGACGGCAACUAUAACAACAUCUACCUUGGGAAACGCAUGUUCGGCCCGGCAAAGAAGCAGAAAUUCCUCAGCACCAUCACCGGCGGUAUGGAACGACGUUUCGAAUUCCUGGACAGCCAAGUCAACCACCAAUCGUUCACCCAUCUGUGGUCCGAUCGCAACCCGACGAAAUGCCGGAAUCCACAGGUUUCCUGCAUUGACGAUAGCCGUGUUCAGCUGCGCUCCGAUGACGACGGCGAGACGUCCUUCAUCCAUGCUAACUGGGUUCGCGGCGGGCCCCUCUUCAACGAAUUCAUCCUCACCCAGGCGCCGAUGGACACGACUGUUGAAGACUUCUGGCGGAUGGUGUGGCAAGAGAAGGUGCCCUACAUCUUCAUGCUCAUCAGCCGUAAGCAGCCGGAGCGAUGUGUCCGCUAUUGGCCAAAGGAACAAGACGGCCUGCUGCGGUUGACCGAGAUGAACGUGCGACAUUGUGGCGUCGAUGAGGAGCGGGACCCGCUGUUUCGGGUGACCCACAUUGAGGUUGUGCACGACAACGGGCAGACGCUGCGCCUCGAGCAUUGGCAGGCCGACAUGAACAAUACGAAUAAUUUGGAGGCUCCGCUCCGUCUGCUGCACCUCGCACGCAACAGCUCGAAGCCCGUCAUCGUGCACGAUUGCCUCGGAAUCAGCCGUGCCGGAUGUCUGGUCACCAUCGAGGCGGCGAUUGCCAGUCUGAUCCGCGGUCCCACUUACAAGCACACCAUCCAGAAAGCCGUCCAAUUUGUGCGCUCGCAGCGGGCCUUCUGUAUUGAAACCCCGAUGCAGUACAUCUACGUGCACCGCUGCGUGGCCCACUUCUUCGAGGGCAUCAUCGGCAAGAUUCCGCUCUUCGAUUCGGACUACCGCCAAUGGCUGGAGCGACGCGCCGGCCGCAUGUUCCUCGACUUCAACGAGCCGUUGCCCGGCCAUCUGAUGCUGAGCCCGCGCGUCGAUCCCGAUCUCCUGAAGCAGGUGCGUUUU